This is a messenger RNA of Hypoxylon trugodes, 2065 nucleotides long. RefSeq names its product serine hydrolase FSH. The record is from RefSeq and is a predicted model, not a curated record. NCBI's taxonomy places the organism in Eukaryota, Fungi, Ascomycota, Sordariomycetes, Xylariales, Hypoxylaceae. Gene Ontology annotation, biological process: secondary metabolite biosynthetic process. Gene Ontology annotation, cellular component: cytoplasm; nucleus. The transcript has a single exon. The coding region runs from base 495 to 1319 and encodes 274 amino acids.
AGAAAAUUGACCGAGGCGACUUAAUUAGGACUUGCAUAGAGUGGAACCGGGAACAUGGGCUGACGCUAGCUUACUAAGUUAACUUCGAGUUGGUGAAGUCCGAAGUAUUUGUACUAAUUCGUGCUAUCCUAACAAGCUGAUUGGCUCUUCUUAGAAAUCCUUCCAUCCCUCGCUUAGUGUCAUCGACAACCGGGUCCGGAGUUUUUUACUAUGAGACCUACCUGGAAGUACCUAAACAACCCGUAGAUAUUAUCCCACGUUGGAUUUUCGAUAUACACUUUGAAACAGACCGGAUCAUUUCUUUAAAUCUCUCGGUUUUUCCCUUCUUAUCUUUUUCGAGUUAUACCAUCGUUUAAACUUCAAGUUCAACACUCCUCAUACACCCUUUGCUUGCUCCCCCAAGACGCUGAGCAGCUUGUCGGCCCAUUCCAGCCUUACUACUUCACACCCAAAGCAGUAAUAACAUCUCUCGGCUAAUUUAAUUCCCCGUUAACAUGACUGUUAACACAACGGACCCGACACUGCACCUGCCGCGCAUACUCUGCUUGCACGGCGGCGGCACCAACGCUCGCAUCUUUAAAGCACAAUGCCGCAUAAUAUCACGAGUCCUAGCACCAUACUUCCGAUUCGUAUAUGCGGAAGCUCCAUACUCAUCCACAGCGGGUCCAGAUGUCAUGUCCGUGUACGCAGAGCACGGUCCCUUUAAGCGGUGGUUACGCUGGUUGCCGGAUCAGCCAGAAACAGACGACUACACCGCAAUCGCAGACAUUGACGCCAUGCUAGACGCCGCUAUAGACGCGGACGACCUCGCAGGCGCCACGGGUCCAUUCGUCGGGAUACUAGGUUUCAGCCAGGGAGCCAAGAUGGCAGCAAGCAUACUUUUCAGACAACAAAUCCGUGCUUCGAGGCUCGGCCGCGCACAUGCAGGUUCAGACUUCAAAUUCGGGGUAAUUCUCGCUGGACGAGCUCCCAUAGUGAACUUGGACCCUGGCGUCUUCCAAUCGUCUAUGCUAGUUGGCGCGGGUCAAGUUGGGUUAUCGCGCAGCCCCGACUUGAUGGAGCUUGUGAGCGGAAACCACAUUUUGAGGAUCCCGACUAUCCACGUUCACGGGUUGAACGACCCGGGCUUGAACCUACACAGAGAACUGCUUGAGGAGUACUGCGACCCGAUGACGACGAGAUUAGUCGAGUGGAGUGGUGGACACAGAGUUCCGAUCAAGGGAUCUGAUGUCAAGCCGCUGGUCGACCAGAUCAUUGACGUCGCGAAACUUACCGGGGCAUUGAAGCGUGGUUCGCAUUUCCCUGAAUCAAUGUUAUAGAGGCUAGAACGGGAUACAUGGGUAUUGGCGUGUUUUAUUUUUAUUUUUAGUAAUCGGAUUGAAUUGGGAUUGGAAUGGACGGGGAUUAGGUAAAGCCGGGUCGGCUUGGGGCUGGGAUGGGUCUUUACUCGGAGUACGGGGAAACGGGUAUGGGAAUAAUAAAUAUAGACGGGCGGAUACCUUGAGUGGUCUAGGUAUCUACCGGGUCCAAUAGAGAGGAACACUCGGACUUGGGAUAUCAUACGGAGUAAAUGGAUGGAAAUACAAGCGCUAAAGCGCAAUCAGGACUAGGCAAUACCAACAUGCCUGAUGACUUCACCUAGAGAAAGAAAAAAUCGAAUGACAAGAUUAGAUGAACUCAUUUGCUUACUUGCUUUGGUGAUUAUUUUGUGAAAUUUGGACGUAAGCUGAUUUUCAGCACCGCUCUUUUUCUUUCAGCACCAAGAAGCCAAGAAACAGCCAGCCGACCGUGCACUUUUCUGCCUGAGGCAUCACGGAAAGAUUACCAAAUGGCCCGUGCAUCGGUCCUUUGUACUGCCAAUCGGCCAAUUUACUUAUGUCGCGAUAAAUGUCGUGUUACGAAUAGCCCUUGUCCUGUUAUUUCGGAGUGGGCGAAAAUGCCACACAUCGCACCUAUUUGGAACGAAGAAUGAGAUAAGAUGAAAUGAAACGAAAUGAAGAAUAGGUUGGAGAUUGAAAAAAUUGGGGUUGAACACGAUAUUUAGAGGAAUUUGGUGAUCUAUGGA